Molecule: messenger RNA, 1022 nt
Organism: Agelaius phoeniceus (red-winged blackbird)
Lineage: Eukaryota; Metazoa; Chordata; Aves; Passeriformes; Icteridae
Gene: CMTM6
Product: CKLF like MARVEL transmembrane domain containing 6
Cellular component (GO): membrane
Source: RefSeq, a predicted model, not a curated record
CCGGGGCCCCCGGGCUCCCCGGGGCCUCUCGCCCUUCCCGUUCCCGUUCCCAUCCCAAAGGGGCCUGCCGCCCCCUUUGUUGCGGUUUUUCCCAGAUGGUAGCCGGCGGCCCGGCCCGGCCAUGGAGAAGCGGGCCGCCUACAACCAGACCACGCAAUCGGAGGCGUCCCGCCGCCUGCCGCCCGUUUUCUUGAGGUGUUUUGCAGCCGGCAGCCGGCGGCCCGGCCCAGCGAGGGAGCACAGCUCCGCCUACAAGCAGACCACACAACCAACGGCGUCCCGCUACCUCCCCAGCUUUUUCUUGAGCUGUUUUCCACCUGGGAGCCGGUGGCCCGGCACCGCCGGGGAGUACAGCUCCGCCUUCAAGCAGACCACGCAACCGGAGGCGAAGACGCCCUGCCCGCCUCUCUUUUGCUUUCGGUUUUUUCCAGCUGGGAGCCGGCGCCCCGGCCCGGCCAUGGACGGCUCCCCCGUCUACAACCAGACCACGGAACCCGAGGCGAAGAGGCCCCGCCGCCUCCCCUUGGGCUGCACCCUGCGGCACCUGCGGGGAUGGCGGCUGGCAGUCAAGGUGUUCCAGACGAUUUUCUCUUUGGUGGCUGUUGUUUGUGAAGAACUCGUGGAAGAAUGCGCCAACUGUAGUGGACUUUACUUCUUUGAAUUCAUAAGCUGCAGUGCUUUUCUUUUGAGCCUCCUGAUUCUGUAUGUGUAUUGCACUGAUUUGUAUGAAUCACUGGGGGAAGAUAAAGUGCAGAAACUGAAUUUUUGGGCUGUGCUGGUCAUAAGUGCCUGUUUUCUGUCAGCAUCAAUACUGUUUUCUGCAACCUGCAAUGAGCCUGAAGAAUUUGCUGCAUGUGUAUUUGGAUUUUUUGCAACUGCUGCAUUUGCAGCUGAAUUUGUUAUAGAGCUCUGUCUCAGACGAAAACAAAAACAGAACACCGAUGGACGCCCUGAAAAGCCUAGUAACGCUCUGAGUGCCACAGAAAACCAGCCAUUGAAUAAACAAAGAUAACUUCCUGAAA